Molecule: messenger RNA, 9347 nt
Organism: Lineus longissimus
Lineage: Eukaryota; Metazoa; Nemertea; Pilidiophora; Heteronemertea; Lineidae
Exons: 6
Coding region: 593-8320 (2575 amino acids)
Source: RefSeq, a predicted model, not a curated record
CGACGUAAUAUUCGAGACAAUCGUGCUUCAUGUGCGGCAUAUGCGCAACAGGAAGUUUUGUCCACGAUUUUCCUGACUGAGCAGGCCAGUUGCAUUCAAAUAUAGUGAUCACGAUUCCGUAGAUUUGAUAUCAGUCAACAUCCAUGGGACUUAAUAGGCUGCAUGAUCGACGCCUUAAUCGUCUUUUUCCGCUGUCGUAUGACACGAACUUCCUGGUUGCUUGAUUUAUUCUGCAUGAGUUGGGUGGACAGACUGUGAUUUGGAGGAAUUCAUGAAGAACGGGGUGAAUAUAUUCUCUUGAAACGAUUAUCAAUCACCCGGCGAAGAACAGUGAGCAAACUAGAGAAGGCUUUAGAAAUUAAUGAUGAAAUAGCACGUGGCAUCGCUGUUACCAAGUCACGUUAUAGAUAAUACGACAGUUUAUUUCCGGCUACGAAGGUCACGGUGCGAGCGUAAGAAAGUUAUAAGUAACUGCAAAGUGACAGACGUAAAUCGAGGUUGGUGGCGCUUUUGAUAAUCUACCUCCACGAAAGUUCCCGGAUGACCGCGACUGGCGACAACAGUUUAUUAUUUGGAAAACGUCUAUUAGUCGAUGUCACUCCAAGACAGUAUGCUGAGAUGCCCUGAGCAUAAUACGAUCCGCUAUGCCGACAGGUCAGUUGGGGCCACAGGACACAUUGAGCAGAAUGGGUCAGAAAUUCACCAAGGGUACUUCCAUUCAACAGUCACACCGAAUGCAACAACGAAUGAAGAGACGACGAAGGAAGGUGGACUUAUUGCAGUGUCGAAGGGGAUUUCGUUUGAGAAAACGACGGGAACUGAUAUUCGCAGACCUCAGAUGCGAGGGGAGAGAGACGGCCAGUCUACUGACAGUGGCAUAUCAGAUUUAUCCGACAAGGAAGAUGAUAAUGUAAGACACUUAUCACCAAACGUGACAAACGGUUACAUGGUGGUUACGACAGGCAAUAGGCUGCCUAAAGCUAUUGUUCUGCCGAAUGGUGAUGUAGACCAACGAGGAAGUCAUACUGAUGUCCAUGGGGUAGAAACGAACACUUAUGUAUCCAUAUCGUCGGGUAUGCAUGUAUCUGACCGUGAGCCUGUUCGAAAUAUUUCAGGCAAUGCCAGUCAUCGUGAUCGAGCUACUGGACACGCGACAAAGACCAUACUCAACCCACCCGCUGGUAUGCACGGACCUGGCAGAUUUCGAGACGAUCCAAGAAUUGACUCAAAAUACGUUGGCAUGGACAAUGCGGCAGCUGUAGCCUUAGAUCUCUCCGCUAAACGCUCAUCGAAAACAAGCUCAAAGACCGUUUAUUCCAUCCCGCCCUCAGCGCACCAACAUCCUUCGCUGUCAACACGCUUGAAUCAGCCUGAACAAGCAAUCAGGCCACCUAUUGGUCGCUUUUGUGCUGCAUUUCAGGAGAACAUUAGUAAAAGGUAUAAUCCGGAGCCGGUCAUUAUGUCGUCACCCAAGUCGCAAAAUCGCUCAAACAGUAUUGCUCCACCAAUUAAAACUCAACAAAUGUCGUCAUCCACGCCACCAAAUCGCUCGAACAGUUUUGCUCCACCAAUUAAAACUCAACAAAUGUCGUCAUCCACGCCACCAAAUCGCUCGAACAGUUUUGCUCCACCAAUUAAAACUCAACAAAUGUCGUCAUCCACGCCACCAAAUCGCUCGAACAGUUUUGCUCCACCAAUUAAAACACAACAACCGUUUCAUCCAAUAUUACACCCACAGCAACCACCAUGCGAAAUGUACGACCGGUCAAAGUUUGAUCGUGGUUUGACACAAGUAACGUCUCCUUCGCAACCUUUGAUACCGAGCCAUACUAGUAAUGGUGGUACAGGUAUUCAAGCAGGGUUCCAAGACCCCGUGGCUAGAGAAUUGUCUAACACAAACGAGUCGAGACCACUUUCUGACACAGUCAUGGAAAGACCAUGCUCGAGUGGGCGAACCACUAAAACUAAGAGAGAAGGGACUAGACCUAAUUUAAACACGGGAGUUCCAUCGCCAGUGGGUAGACCACUCUCCAGCAAUGCACCAUUGCCACCAUCGGCAAUGUCACUCUCCUAUACGGGAGUCCCAAUACAACCCGCCAGCAACGGAGUCCCGCAGCCAGUUUAUUAUGGACCACGCUUCAAUAUGUCAGCGCCUCAGCCGGUGUUAAGACCACUCUCGAAAAGUGGAAUAACAGAGCCUGCUGUUAAACCCAUUUACACUUCUCAAUUGAUCAACUCCGCCGUCCAGCAAAAUCAACUAUGCUCGAUUCGAAAAACUGUCAGUAGUCACUCCACUGGGCAUAACGUACCGAAUUGUCCAGGUUCAGAACAAAAUGGACUGAUUAAGUUUCCAAACCAACAACACCCUUCAAUGGCAAACACCUUCGAUCGAAAUCGCCCGCAUAUGAUUCCUUACUAUGGUCCACGAUUCCAACAGGGACCACCUCUACCUUGUCCUAACAACUUCCAACACCAAGCAGUCCGUACCCGUGGACCAGAUUGUGCUAACUUUUACCCAAACCAAUUCCCAACGCCAAGUGUGAACCAAUUCCAAAUGUACCAAAUGAGACCGCAGAUGAUGCCAUUUGAGAAUCAACAACAAUCUGUGCCGAGGAAUUUCGUCCCUUAUUUGAAACCGAGGAAACGGAGAUGUACUCGUGGGAAAGAUAACGCUGCUACUCCAGACAAUUCGAAUGAAAAUACUGUAAAUGAAAUCAUAGAUACUAUUUUGAAACAAUGUCAAAAUGAACUACCACCUGUCCAAGGAGAUAGGCCUGAUUCAGGUUCAGACAGAAUGGAUGCUCACCGGGAGAUACCUAUAGUAACGGCGAACAUACUGGACCAAGCCAUGAACGCCAAUCCAUUGUCAUCAUUGACGCCUGAGACUUCGACCGCGAGGUCAGGUGGCAAGGUUCAUACACGCUCAGAAGUCAAUGAUAAUGGUGGCAUUAAGAACUCUACUGCUCCUAGCAACAUACCUGGUCCAAUAUUGGGGCGUUCACCAGGGCCUGUAACAAAGAUACAAACCAGCUACAACCCGGCUCCUCGAUCUCCUGGCCAAGCUGUGGUCAAUGGUACAGUUACCACCGCAUCUUCUUCGUGCAGCUCAGUUAGACCUUCCUAUAAAUCGCCCGAAACAACAAGGAUAUCUAAUUCAGGGACAGACACUGCUAAUAACAAUAACACUGCUGAGAACGGUGAUAUGUCCUACGAAGGAUUAGGUAGGAGACUUGAAAAUCAGAAGUCCUUAGGUGUUACGAAUAUAACCGAAAAAGUAGACAGUUGCGAAACAGACAGCAGCAGAAAUCUUCCUCCGAAUCCAGCAGCAGCCGCACGCCGAAACCUCUUUGAAGAAAUGUAUGCAAGUCCGAGGGAAAGUUCUCCUUCGUCACUUUCCGAGCAGGCUCCAUUUAAACGUCCCGUACCUUCGUCAGAAUCUAAUAUUCAGAAUCAGCUGCUUACUUCCUUAGAUGUUGAUAGAAAGACCGCAUCGCCAAAUGAUCAAAGUUCCUACCACAGAAGUUUACCGAAGAAGAGGCAUCUAUUCGAAAAGCAUCUCAGUGACUCCUGUAUUUCUUCGCACACUUACUUGCAUGUGCAUGAAGGAACAUUGCCAGUUAAAAUGGCAGUGGGUGGAGCAACUGCACUGCAGGUAAAAGAUCCAGGCAUUAGUUUCACAGCACCAAAAAGUUCCGAAGAACAACACAAACGUGAUAUCGUGUCACAGUCCGAGAAUGGUUCUGAUGCAUCGAAGUCAACCAGAAUGGGUCCCCCAAACCCAUUCAAAAACGAACAGAUACCGACUUUGUCGCAGAAACAACCUCAAAACUCAAUCCAGCAGGAACAGUGGGAUAUCAAUUUAAGUGAUCCACAACUGCAAGAUAGUAGCCAACAUCCUAAGCCAGCGGCUCAAUUUCCAUGUCUCUUUAACUAUAGAUUCCGUUCGCCAACUGAUGCCGCACCUCAGAAGGCAUCACCAAUGUUCCAUGGUGAUCAGAGGCAACCGAUGGUACCACCCUGGCCACCCGUGAUGCCCUAUCACCAAGGCCAAAGGCAGAUACCCCCGUAUAGACCCCCAGGAACUCACCCAAGCUCGAUCCCCAAUACUCAGACUCGGAUGACCGCGCCAAGUUAUCAACCUCAAAGAUUUGACAUUAAAGAUGAACUUGCCACGUUUAUGAAAGAAAAGCACUAUCGAAAAAAUAGCACUAAGAUCUCAAGCAAGCCAGUGAAGGAGGACCCGCGUUAUAUCCCACUGCAGAAGCUACCAGCGCCAUAUCAGAAUCGCCCGUUAGUUUUUGUGGACCAGAAUGGAGUGGAAUGGAGGCCGGUUGAUCCAAAUUGUUCACCUCCAGUUCGGCCUUCAAAUGAUAUGCAUUUGGUGACCACUAAUUUAGCACUGGGUAUGAACGUCUCAGACAGAGCUAUGAAACAAGCCGUCCCACUAAAAGUUGGUCGUAAUAGGUGUAAUCUCCAAAACAAGUUACUGCCUCAUACAAACAACUCACAAAACGAUCAACUACAACGAGAAGUCGACUUUGUGAAAGCAGGGCAAUGUGAAAGAUUGCCUUUAAACGUGAAACAAACUGAUGUGAACGUUGACACUAUUGUAAUGAAUGCGUCUAGAUGGACCGGAGUCGACGGGAUUGUUCUCAAUGUAGACGAACAGACUCUCGGGGAUGCGCGAAGUCGAAGGAAGCGAGGGCACAAGCGCAAAGCUCGGGAGGCAGCACUUGUUCCGGAAAAUGUCUUUGUUAGGGCAAAGGAAAGACGAAAACGUCACAAGUUGUUGCCGACUCCAGAAGCACUUGCGCUUGGUGAAACAAACACAGAAGACAACGAACCUCGUUCCUUAUGGAGUCUUGCAGCAAGCGCCUUCUCUAAACUGCAGUCAAAUAAAAAUAUUCUGAAACCCGCGAACACAUCGCAUCAGGCAACAACAGGACAUACCCCUUCUGAGCCGGUUGCCACUGGAUCAAGAUUGAAAGCAAAACAACUUGAGAUAUUGGCGGAAAAUAUGAUUGCCUCUAUGGUGAGCGACGCGUGUGCCGUUAGGGAACACAGGAAAACAGGAUUACCAGGAUAUCGGGGAGGAACGAAUGAACAAAACUGGUCUCAUGAACUGGACAAACAUGCAAAUACACUCAAUCAGAAUAUCAACCCAGCGGCUGUAGCAUUGCAACAAUCGCAAAUUAGCAUUCCUAAUAUGUGUAUCCCAAGAACUGGGGACAAAAUUCGACCAUCUUCAGAGCAGGCCAUGUGGAUAUAUGCUCCCCCGAAGGAACAGACCGACGUUAGAAAGGCAACUGACGUAAAGAAGCAAAAGGUCAACGGUAUGGACACAGGAGUUACUGGUAACAAAACAAAUAUUGACGUCAGACAUUACAGGCCUAAAGGUAUGAAGAAACCUAAAGCGCGCAUUGAAGAUAUUACAGAAACUAUAAAGGAGGUUGUCAGAGAUUCUGUUUCAGGACAAUUUAGUACUGACGAGGACAUUGUUGGGGAUGCGGAUAUAGAAGUUUCCUCGAUGGGAACGAUUGAAGUUCACACUGAACCAUUUGAGGAAACUUUCACUGAAAAGGAGAAGAUCACAUCUUUGGUUGACUACGAGACCCAGUUACGUAAGAUACUCCGCCCAAAGGCUCCUGCAGUUGUCGCCGAAAUCUUGGAAGAUAUGCAGUUGGAGAUGAGGGAGUGUUUGCCAGAGGUUGUGAGAGCAGAUGAUUCAGAUUCUGAGGAUUCCUCCGAGGAAUCUUCGGAUUCAGAUUCCGAUGAUGAGGUACACCUGGGAACGGUCAUGCUUGACGGGAAGAAAUAUAAGAUGCGUGUCGUUGUUGAGGAGGAUGCAAAUCGUGACCGUGACGGAUCUGAAAGUGAUUCGGAUAGCAACGAUGAAUCAAACUCUGAGAAUAGGACAUCAUCUCCGGCAAGCCCUGACACAGCAUUUGAAGACUCGUGUGCUGACGAGGGAGUGGACACUUUUCAAGAUGUUGAAAUGUUAGAUGAGGACGACGAUGUCUUCGCUAAUACUGAGGAUAACGUUGAUUGGAAUCCUAGAAGAGGCAUAGUUUCAGUUAAUAAAGCGGAACCUGAUAGUGAUGAUGGUGAAUGGGACAUUUUUAAUAAACGUACGCAUUCAGAGACCUCAUAUUCAUCUACUGAUAAUGCGUUUGGUAGGGAUGACAGCGUAGAGGGGGAUCACAGAUUGAGUACCGAGGAAGGCGCUAUGGACGAAAUAGUUUCACAGCAGCCAGAGUUCACUUACGAAAAGUCCCAUACGGAACCACCUUUCGCCUUCGAGGACGUCAGCAAAAGCACGAAUGGCAGAGGUGCAGCCGAGACAGAAAACGAUCAAUUCACAAACACAAAAUCAGAUGAAGUGUACGUCAUCGAAGACUUCAACUACGUAGAUGAUAAUGGGGAUCGUCAUGACAGUAUUGAUGAGGAAAAAGUUACUGACGCCAUAGACAUAGAUGAAUCAGUCACACAUCAGGUAGAUAUAGAGUUUGUCAAAGUUCGGCCCCUGAUCCUUUCGCUUCCCAAAACACUGUUUGAACGGUUUGGUGUGAAUGAACACAUGUCAAGUCACAAGUCGAGUGAUGAUGAAGAGGAUUGCCACAUGUAUGCUACAGAAACUGACGUUGCAGUCUCAGUUGAGACAGCUGGAGAGCAAACUAAGCUGGACUGUCCUACACUCAGUCCCCGGGCUCUACGAGAACCCGUCUCUCCUGGACCCAGCCCCCGCUUCAUCCGAGAAGACAACUGUCCCGCGCUGAGCCCUCUGCCACUUUUGGACACACCAACAGAAAGUGAUUCAAUGCCAGUGCUGUUCCCGUGUUGUGUGGAGCAAGAGCCAACCUUGGUGAGCCCGUGUGAGGAACCGCCAAUACUGAAGUAUCUUGGCAAACCCAAGUACUCGCCGCGUUCGGAUCGUAAUGAGACGAACUCAACUCCAUACUCGACAACUAGAAAACUCUGCGAAAGACAUAUUAACUUUUCGGGGCGCUCUCGAAAGCCACACAAGAAAAAGCCAAAAAUGAUAUCGGUGUUGCCGCAAAACGACGGAUUACGUCAUGAAAAUGAAAAGGAAAACAAUGAUCGUGAUACCAGCGUGUGUAUUUCAAAUGCGUAUAUUGCGAAACCUGAGUGCAGACCAUCUCUCCGACCCAGUAGUCCAAGAGUUUCAAAAGGACGUCAUUCAGAUUUCGACUGGGGAGUAGGCGACUAUGAAAAACCAUCUGCAGGUAGGAAUAACUGUGAGCUGCGCAGCUUAGAGGCAUCGUCGGUCAUUGAAGCAAAAUCUCGUCCAUUUAGCCCAGUGAACUAUUCUUACCCGUGCCGAAAUCCUUCAGACAGGAUAUUGUUGGACUACUGCUGUCAGUGUAGGAAAAAUGGUAAACUCCGGUCGCCAAAUAGGUUGCAUUCGCUUGAUGAAAUAUGUCCAUAUUCUAGAUAUACAAAGAUUAUCGAUGUCCGACAAUAUAACUAUUCUAGUAGCGAUGAACUGGCCGAUUCAGGAGGGACACGGAAAGAACGGCUUCAAAGUUCAGGAAAUAAUGGCUUCAAAGUGGAUAUAACAAAUGAAUCAAAAGUUCAACAGAACAAUGAGUCUGAAUUUGCAUCCUAUGGCAGCUCAAAAGUUAACCCUGCGGGAACUUCUCCCUCCGAUAUGCAUGAUAUCAUUUUCAAUCGGUGCAGCGAUUUGAUAACAGAGAACGCGGCCGAAGAUAACGACAAAAUAGUGUCCAGUAUCCAGGAAAUGGCAGUAGAAACUGACGACCGAUCACAGUUUGACGGCAGUUCAAUUUCUAUGUCCGAUUGCGACACGGACGCACUUUUGAACCAGCUCGAACUAUCCAGCGACGGCACUGACUCCUCUCUCUACCGUGACGACAACGGGUGCGACGAUUUCUUGUACUCCUCCUACGAGAGUCCGCCAAGGUUGUCAGACAGCUGGAACUCGUUAAAGAUACAAAAUGAAAUAGACACAGAUUCAGAUGCUUCACAACCGCAAUCGGAAUUCGGCCAUUAUGAGCCCAAUUCCGACUUGCGUGCUGAACCAGUGUCGGAACUUUUAAACGAUCUUAAGAAAUGCUGGGUUGACCUGUGCGACAUCGGAAACUUGAUGCAAGGGAAAUCGCGGGUAAAGAUCUCUGAUUUUGUCCUGUACCACGAAAGCAUAUGCAAACCAUCACCUGGUUCAGUGUUCGAGAUAGGGAGAGACCGACAUACUGAGCGAUUAGAUCACGAGCAACGAAUUCACCAGCUUAAGAACAAACUCAAAGAGGUGCAACGACAGAUGAACUUAUACCUGAAAUAAAAUGCACGUUUUCUGUUAAUGGUUAUAAUGUGCUGAGCAGAAUUUUAGUCCCAAAACUAAAACAUUACAUAAAAUGGGACAGUACUAAUGGGGUUUCGAUUUUUAUCCAAGAUCGAGAACUGGGUGACAUUUUGACGCCGGAUAGCGCCUAGACUGUUGUCAGGAAUGUAUUGAAAUGAAAACAGACUUCUUACCUUCCCAAUUAUGAGAAACCGCAAGAAAGUAUACUUGUCAGUGCCUAAGAGGGUCUUAAGAAGGGCAGGAUGAAAAUAUAGAGAAAAAUCUCAGCCCCAAAGGCACAUGAGAAAGAGAGGAUUUUUCAAUCUAUGAUUUGUCAAAAUUAUUUUCUUUUCGUUAUGAAAUAUCUUCCACGAAUUUCACCGAGUAUCUACCCCUUCCACUCGACGUUCUUUUUAAAUAUAUAUUGCUUGCUUCAAAAUAUGGUGCUAAAUUAACACUAAGCUUGUACUACACUAGACGUUAACGAUUUUGUAUACAUGUACUUGUAGUAUAUUGAUUUUGUACAUAAAAACUGAUAACUGGACUGUAGCAUUUAGGAAAGAAUGUAGAUAUCUUUUUGAGACCUAAACAUCUCCCAACUUUAAGAUGAAUUGAAGUAUUUUGGUUUUAGUGUUGUUAUUAUUUUUAGAGACGUUUCUAGCGGUUUAGCCAUGACUUGAUGAGGCAGAAUGAAUCAAGUCUUGCUUCCAAUGAUGAAGGCCGGUGAUAGAGUUCCGAGGAUAAAGGAUUCUAUUUUAAUCUAUACUUUGCUUUUAAUCGCGGAGUUUUUGAGAGCCUGCGUCUCUCGAAACAUAGGCCGACCUUAAAUUGUCGUUAUACAAAGGACAUAGUGUGGUACGUGCAUAGUUUUCUGUUUGUCGAGAACUGGACUGGUCCUGAUGACGAUGACUGUGCAGGAUUUCCGUUCAGUCCUGCAAGGAGAUGUGUCUCAUGCAAUACUUUAUAUCACGUUCAAAGAAAACAAGAAAAGUCUGAGUUUUACAAAUUAUCAACUUUAAUUUGAGCA